Molecule: messenger RNA, 6835 nt
Organism: Pteropus alecto (black flying fox)
Lineage: Eukaryota; Metazoa; Chordata; Mammalia; Chiroptera; Pteropodidae
Gene: ZFYVE16
Product: zinc finger FYVE-type containing 16
Exons: 18
Coding region: 180-4802 (1540 amino acids)
Biological process (GO): endosomal transport; protein targeting to lysosome
Cellular component (GO): early endosome membrane
Molecular function (GO): metal ion binding
Source: RefSeq, a predicted model, not a curated record
UAUAUUCUCUACCUAGGUGAUUUCAUCCAUUAACAACUAUGUGCUGCCAAUUUCCAAUUUUUUAUCUCAGACUCCUCUCCUGCAGUCCAGAUCCUUAUAUCCAACUGCCUGUUGGACAUCUCCCCCAACAUGUUCUCAAGGUAUAUAAGAAUUAAAUUCUGAAUAAGUCUACAAGUAGGAUGGACAGUUAUUUUAAAGCAGCAGUCAGUGACUUGGACAAACUCCUUGAUGAUUUUGAACAAAAUCCAGAUGAACAAGAUUAUCUUCAAGAUGCACAAAAUGCAUAUGAGUCUAACUACUGCUCAGUUUCUUCAGAGUUGGCUUCCUCACAAUUAACUUCACCUCUACCGAAGGAUCAACAGUGCAUUAAUUGUUUUGCCUCAUCAGAAACAUGCUAUGAAACAAAUCAGAUCUCACUGAACGAGAAAACAUAUGAGGGACUAACUCCUAUGCAAAAUGAAAAAAAUGUAACAGGACUUGAUCUCCUUUCUUCCGUAGAUGGUGGCACUUCAGAUGAAAUCCAGCCUUCAUAUAUGGGACGAUGUAGUAAACCUGUCUGUGAUCUGAUAAGUGACAUGGGUAAUUUAGUUCAUGUAACUAAUAAUGAAGAAGAUAUUAAAAAUUUAUUGCCAGAUGAUUUUAACUCUAGUGCAGAUUCUUUGAUUAGGUUGGAUUUAUCUCCAGUGUCAGAAACCCUUUGUGUUUCUUCAGCAGACCAUGGUAAUGAUACUAUCAGAGAGGAACAGAAUGAUGUCAACUCUGAGUUACAAAAUACAGAAAUCAGUGGGACUCAAGAAUUGGAUAUAAAUGUUAUAAAUGUAGAUACAACACUUUCAGAUUCAUUUAAUUACAACGGAAAAGAAAAUUUCAAGGAUAUUAAGAUCUCUAAUCUGUUAGAACCAGUUUUUGAUUUGAAUAUGCCAUCUGCCUCAACUCAGCAAGGUUCCAAAAUGUUUGAUGCCAAGGACAUUCCACAACACAAUCAGCCAUGUGAAUUAGUAAAAGCUGAUGGCUGUGAGGUAAAAGAGGAGGUACAUGUGGCAGUCAUAGCUGCCACAGAAUGUUUAAAAGAAAGUGGCAGCCCAAAUGCUUUGCGUUGUAGUCUAAAAAAUGAAGGUUUAUGCUUGAAUGAUUCAGAUUCAAAAGAUACAAAUUUCAAAUUAACUGACCUCUCCUUUCAAGAAGAUAGGACUGCUACAUUUAUAAAACAAUCUGCAAAAGAAGACUCUAGAAAUAUAGAUCUUAAAGACGAUAAAGAUGCAAACCAAGAUUCCUCUUCAAUUUCACAUGUUUCAAGUGAAGAUAUAUAUUCCUCACUGUCCUGUCUUCCAGCACCUGGGUCUUUGUGUGGAUCAUUAAAUGAAAGUAAAGCACAUGGUAAUUGUUUACCUCAGAGUGAACGUAAAGAUAAUAUACAAGUAGUGACUGUGCAUGAAGAAAUACAGAAGAGUGUUAUCCUAGAUGGGGAAUCAUUGAAGGAAACUGAUCUUCUGAAACAGGAAGAAUGUAAAAGCAUAUUUCAUCAGCCAUUAAUUGAAAAGAUGGGAGAUAGAAAGGUAGAUCCUGAUGAGAUGGUAAUCAGAGUUGAAUCUUUGGAUUACUCUGAUAACACCAGUUCUUCUACAGCUGUGGAAUCUCAAAUUGAGCUUUCUGGUGCUAAUGCCCCAGAGUCUCUUGAUCAUUGUGAAGGUCUCCCUUUUUCAAGCAGUGAUAUUGAUGGGCAAGACUUAGAUUACUUUAAUAUUGAUGAAGGCAUGAAAAGUGGCAUACUAGUUAGUGAUGCCGAACUUGAUGCCUUUCUGACUGAACAGUAUCUUCAGACCAGUAACAUAAAGUCGUUAGAAGAAAAUGUAAAUGAUUCAAAAUAUCCAAUAAAUCAAAUAGAUAUGAAAGACCUAGAUGAUGGAAAUGUCAAUAAUAUAUAUUUCAAUGCUGAAGCAGGAGCUACUGGGGAAAGUCCUGGUGUUAUGAUUUGUGAAACAGUUGAUAAACAAAACACAACAGAAAAUGGUGGCCUUUCUUUAGGGGAAGAAAGUACAAUAACAGUCGAACAAGGGUUAUCUAGCAGUAAAUCUGAGAUUACACAUGAAUUAUCAGUCUUUGAUAUUAACAGUCAAUCUGUUCAUGUUGGAGGGGCUAGACCUAAGCAGUUGUUUGGCGUUCCAUCAAGAACAAGGAGUUCAAAGGAACCAAAUAAAAUGGAUGUUCCAGAUACGCCUGAAAGUGUACCCAGCAUAACAGAUACCAUUGCUCCAACUACUUGUACUACAGAUUCUACAACUGAUCCUCAGAUUAGCUUCAACUCUAACUACAUUGAUAUAGAAAGUAAUUGUGAAGGUGGAUCCAAUCUUGUAACUGAAAACAAAGAAUCUCUACCUGCAAACACUUGCAAAGAAGGCCUGGUUUUGGGCCAGAAACAACCUACUUGGGUUCCUGAUUCAGAAGCUCCAAACUGUAUGAACUGCCAAGUCAAAUUUACUUUUACGAAGCGGCGGCACCAUUGCCGAGCAUGUGGGAAAGUAUUUUGUACUGUCUGUUGUAAUAGGAAGUGUAAGCUGCAGUAUCUAGAAAAGGAAGCAAGAGUAUGUGUGGUCUGCUAUGAGACUAUUAGUAAAGCUCAGGCAUUUGAAAGGAUGAUGAGUCCAACUGGUUCUAGUCUUAAAUCUAAUCAUUCUGAUGAAUGUGCCACCAUCCAGCCUCUUCAGGAGACCCAAACAUCCAGUGUACCUUCACCUACUACUUUACCAAUCUCAGCACUUAAACAACCAAAUGUCGAAGGAUUAUGCUCCAAAGAACAGAAGAGAGUAUGGUUUGCAGAUGGUAUAUUGCCCAAUGGUGAAGUUGCGGAUACAACAAAAUUAUCAUCUGGAAGCAAAAAAUGUUCUGAAGACUUUAGUCCUCUCUUACCAGAUCUGCCCUUGACAGUAAAUACAGUGGAUCAUGCCUAUUCUACUACAGUGGAAAAACCAAACAAUGAGAUAGGUGCUAUUACAAGAAACGAGAUCAUUCAGAUUCCAUCUAUAGAAAAACUGCCCAUAAGCACAAGAACUGAGGGAUUGCCUACUUCUGGUUCUUUUACACUAGAUGAUGAUGUUUUUGCAGAAGCUGAGGAACUAUCUAGUCCUAAUGUCUUACCUAACAGCAAUUUACCUAUUGCUAGUACUUCAGAUUAUAGGUUACUGUGUGGUAUUGACAAGAAUGUUUGUAAUAAGAUCAGUCUUCUUCCUAAUGAUGAGGACAGCCUGCCCCCUCUUCUGGUUGCAACUGAAGAAAAGGGAUCAGUGCCUGUAGUAGAAGAACACCCAUCUCAUGAGCAGAUCAUUUUGCUUCUUGAAGGCGAAGGUUUUCAUCCUGUUACAUUUGUCCUAAAUGCUAAUCUACUUGUGAAUGUCAAGUUAGUAUUUUAUUCCUCAGACAAAUAUUGGUACUUCUCAACCAAUGGAUUGCGUGGCUUAGGACAAGCAGAAAUUAUUAUUCUAUUGUUACGUUUGCCAAAUGAAGAUAUUAUUCCCAAGGACAUCUUCAGACUCUUUAUCUCCAUAUAUAAGGAUGCUCUAAAAGGAAAAUACAUAGAAAACUUGGACAGUGUUACCUUUACUGAGAGUUUUCUCAGUAGUAAGGACCAUGGAGGAUUUCUGUUUAUUACACCUACUUUUCAGAAACUUGAUGAUCUCCCAUUACCAAGUAAUCCUUUUCUUUGUGGAAUUCUUAUCCAGAAGCUAGAGAUUCCCUGGGCAAAGGUUUUUCCUAUGCGUUUGAUGUUGAGAUUGGGUGCAGAAUAUAAAGCAUACCCGGCCCCUCUAACAAGUAUAAGAGGCCGAAAACCUCUGUUCGGAGAAAUAGGACACACUAUUAUGAACUUACUUGUUGACCUUCGAAAUUACCAGUAUACCUUGCAAAAUAUAGAUCAGCUGUUGAUUCAUAUGGAAAUGGGGAAAAGUUGCAUAAAAAUACCUCGGAAAAAAUACAGUGAUGUAAUGAAAGUAAUAAAUUCUUCUAAUGAGCAUGUCAUUAGUAUUGGAGCUAGUUUUAGUACAGAAGCAGAUUCUCAUCUAGUCUGUAUACAGAAUGAUGGAGUUUAUCAAACACAGGCCAACAGUGCCACUGGCCAUCCUAGAAAAGUGACAGGUGCAAGUUUUGUAGUAUUCAAUGGAGCUCUAAAAGCAUCUUCAGGAUUUCUUGCUAAGUCCAGCAUAGUUGAAGAUGGCUUAAUGGUACAGAUAACUCCAGAGACCAUGGAUGGCUUGCGGCUAGCUCUACGAGAACAAAAAGACUUUAAAAUUACAUGUGGGAAAGUUGAUGCUGUAGACCUGAGAGAAUAUGUAGAUAUCUGCUGGGUAGAUUCUGAAGAAAAAGGAAAUGGAGGUAUUAUUAGUUCCGUGGAUGGAUUGUCAUUACAAGGAUUUCCAAGUGAAAAAAUAAAACUGGAAGCAGAUUUUGAAACUGAUGAGAAGAUUGUAAAGUGUACGGAGGUCUUCUACUUUCUAAAGGACCAGGAUUUAUUUGUUUCAGCAACUCGUUAUCAAUUUGCAAAAGAAAUAGCCAUGGCAUGUAGUGCUGCACUGUGCCCUCAUCUGAAAACUCUAAAGAGUAAUGGGAUGAAUAAAAUUGGCCUAAGAGUUUCCAUUGACACUGAUAUGGUUGAAUUUCAGGCAGGAUCUGAAGGCCGACUACUUCCUCAGCAUUAUCUAAAUGACCUUGAUAGUGCUCUAAUCCCUGUGAUCCAUGGUGGGACCUCCAACUCUACUAGUUUACCAUUAGAAAUAGAAUUAGUGUUUUUCAUUAUAGAAAAUCUUUUUUAGUGAAAAGAUUUUAGUGAGUCAAAUUACAUAUUGCAAACUGAUUUGUUAAAACUAACUCUAGCACUAAACCUGAAAUGCCACAAACACUAAAAGUAAUUAUGUUUGAUGUUUGAAACACAUAAGCUUUGCUUUUUAGUCAGGAAUGAUCUUUUUAAAUCAUUAGCACAAUUUAAAUCUCUGAAAAUUGAAGAGAUCCAGUUUUUGAAGCUUUACACUUAAUACAAAUACUAAAAAGACAAGGAUUUCUUCUGUCUUUAAAAAAUUUGUAGCAUUUCCUGUGUUAUUCAAAUGCUAUGCCAAAGUAUCUGCACUUAGGUAUACCUCUUUAUUCCAAGAUCAAUUUUAAUGAAGGCUCUUUUCAGAUGUAACCUCAUAAGGGAAAUAACUGUUUUCUGUAUAUGCCAGUUAGAUUACUGGUUUCUAAAGUCUAUUAAAAAUGUAUUUCAAUGGCAUAGACCAGUUUCCAGAUCUUAGACUUAAUAUAAUUGUUUGAAUAAGGCAGAUAACUUAUUUGUGUAAUUGGAGUGGUGACCUACCUCCAUGACUAGAUAAACUGUUUGGAUUAAAAUCAGAAUUUUGUCUUCUUUCUUCUCAAAUUAUAUAUAUAUAUGUGUGUAUAUAUCUGUAUACACACACACAUAUAUGGUUUUUUCUUGAUUAAAUAGGUAUUCUUAAAAUAAUUGUGGGUGCUUCAGGAUUUUGUGCUUCUAUAUUUAUGUUUUUAUAGCAAGAAUGUGAUUCGGUAUGUGUUUUAUAAAUCUUUAAUAAUUUAUAAAUGGGUAAUAUUUUUAUAUUGCAGUGCAUUAGUUUUUCUCCUUUCUUUCCAAAGUAUACCACUGUAUUUACCACUUCUAAGAGUGAUUGACGACAGGCCAGGUGACCCUCGAAAUAGUCAUUAUGUAGCAAUAAAUGAAGCCUGAAACAGGUUGUUUUUUUUGUUUUGUUUUGUUUUUGUUUUUUUUUUACUUUUAAACCUUUAAAGUUUCUUGGCAAGUCUACAUAUUUUCAUUGGCACGAAUGUUUUAAAUACAGAUUUUAAUGAACUAAUUACUUUUGCAUAUUUUAAAUUCUUUAUAUGGUAGUUAUUUUUUUAUAACAGAAUAUUAACAUAAGUUAAAUUCUAUGUAUUUAAAACUGUUACAGAGCUUUCCUCUUUACUUCACAGAGCAAAAUAAGAAAAGUAUGAAAUGGGCAUAUUUUAGUCCUGUCAUUUAAGUUAUAUAAAAUAUCAUUAUUUUGAUGCUUUAUUCUUAUGUGGAAUAUAUGUUUUUGUAUCAAAAACACUUGUAUAUCUCAAGAAAAAGAAAUUAUACUAAAUAGCCCUGUUUUAAGAAAAAUAUGAAGCAACUCAGUUGAAGACCACAUAGGGUUAUAACUCAGGAACUAAGGUCUCAGGCUAGGAGAGACUAGGAAUUUUAAUCAGAUUGGUCAUAUGGUUCCUCUUGAAUCACAUCUAUAGUACUAGCCAAAGACACAGUAUGUAGGAGAAUAUCAGUCUUCUGGAAGAAGCUCCUUCAUAAACAAUGUAAAAUGUUACAGAUAUUAAAUAAAGUGGCAAAAGGUAAUAACUUAUGAAAUUUAUUGAAACAGUAUAAGGUAAAAACAAUUAUAUAUCAAACACAAUUUAUGUUUUUAUAUAGUAUGUUUAUUUUGCAACAUAAAUUAUUGCACAAUCUAUGAAUAAGAACUUACCUUAAAAUAACCAAACAGUGGAAGGCACUUUCCAUGAUGGGAUAGCUUUGGAUUUGUUUUCAAAAAAUCUCUACAUUUAAUAAAAAUUGGAAUGAUGUGCCUUUGGAGGCACAUUUUAAAGUAUUCUUUGUAGAUGUAUGUUUCUGAAUGCAUUUGUUACUUAUUUGAUCAUGUUCUUCACAUUGGUACUUAAUUUGAAAUUUUAAUUUUUUAAAGCUGAAAAAAUACAAUGGUUCUUUAUACUCACUUCUGCAAUGAUCUGUUUUUGCUUUCAUGCCUUUUAAUACUACUCUCUCUGAAUUUUGAAACAUGAAGUAAAAUCUAACUCAUUGUUUUCUGUA